This is a messenger RNA of Magallana angulata, 1760 nucleotides long. RefSeq lists its product as uncharacterized. The transcript is spliced from 4 exons. NCBI's taxonomy places the organism in Eukaryota, Metazoa, Mollusca, Bivalvia, Ostreida, Ostreidae. The record is from RefSeq and is a predicted model, not a curated record. Bases 133 to 618 code for a protein of 161 amino acids.
GCCGGAGAAAUUUAUGCUAUGGGAUUUGUUACUCAUCAUAUUUGUACAUCCGGUUGUUCCCUUACGACAAUGAUCAAUAUAUGAUCUCUCUAUUUUAUUCAAUUCAAAGACUCCCAUGCUAAGCUGUUGCACAUGACAUCCGAGAGAGGUAAAAAGAGACAAAGAAAUGAUGACUGUGAAGAUUGUUACCCCAUUUCUAAAAGAAUUAACCGAUUACAGAUAGAAUCAGUUUCCAAUCCAAGUACUAGCUGUGUACAUCCAGCUCAGACAAUGGGAGUUUGUAUUCCUAAAGCCCUCCCAAAUGAACCGGUUGAUCUUCAUUCACACUCCCAGUGUAGUAGCAAUACCCAAAUCCAGUGUGAUUCCCACAAUGCCAAUCACCUGUCAGAAGUUAACCCCCCAUCAACCUCCACCAAUAACAACCUCAAUGCUGAGAACCCCGCCUGCCUGGCCUGUAAUAUGGGUCAAGGUGACCCGUAUUACCAGGAGUUGAUGCAAGGUUACGACCCCGAGCUGAGGGAAGAAGACAAUCCUCAUUACUUCAGCAUUAAUAGACUUCUGUUUGAGGCCCACGCCAGUAGAACAGGGCGACACAGAACGGACUUCUCGAACACAUGACUUGUUUUCACUGGCCUUCAGUUCUGAUGUAUGGCAACAGAUCUGUUUGUUGUUUUAAUGUGUGAUGUUGAACUCGGAGUGGCUGCUGAUAGAUAAAUGGUGGGAGAGAAUGCUUUUGGUUUCCGUUAGUUACAAGAUAUGUUAUUUAUUUGUGUAUCAGACAGUACAAUAUCAUUAAUCUAGUGAUUUAUAGAUUCUUCAUUUUUUUUCACUUUGUAACUAGUCUGUGUGGAAACACUGUAUAAUCAUGUAUUCCUAUUUUGAUUUGUAUUGAAUAGUUUUUGAAUACAUCCAUUCAGCAAAAAUUAGGUUUUAGUUUAAAUGUUCUUAAUAAUGUAGAUUUUUUUUUCAUUUACCUCAUCAGCUUAUUAAUUAAAAAAAUAAAUAUGGCUAAUGCUUGAGAAUGUUGAAAUCUCUGUGUGUCAUAUCCAGUUAUAUGCAAAUGAAAUAGAAAACAAAGUGGGUUGUCUUUAAAAGAAUUUUGAAAAAAGCUUUCCUCAUAAAUAAUGUUCACUGUACAGUGAUGAAUUUUUUAACAGUUCGCAGAUGCAUAUUAUAAAACAGAAUGAAAAUCGUGUCACUCUGAUGUGACUUAAUUACAUGAUUUUCUACAGUUUGUUUGCCUGGUAAUUGUGAAUUGAAGUUGUAAUUAGUCAAUCUCUGGAACAGGAGGAGGGGUGGGAUACUAGAAGGAGUCAGUGUACAUAGGGGGCUGGUUGCUGAAUUAGACCACCCACACCAGUGCUGACAGCAAAACACUCCCUACUAUAGUGAUGUCUUGAUUUUCUUGAUAACUCUAUCUUGAAGUUCCAAAGUUAGAAGAAAAUCUACAUUAAUGAUUUGUUAAAAUAAAAUAAUUUAUAUACUGGCAUUUGUUAUGACAACUUGGCUAAUGAAAGCAAACCUCUGUCUCUAGAUCUGUCUCUGGCAUUCUAACAACCAAACUAUUUUAAUAACAACUUAGAAUUGUAUACAAAUCAUUGUCAGUGCAUGUGUAUGUAUAAAUUUCAAUUAUUUUAAGGAAAAACACAUUUCCAAUAUAUUAUACUUACAUUAAUUUCUGUAUAACGUAGGUCUGUUAUAUGGUAGUAUUUACCAUUGCCUAGUACAUUAUACCGGUAUAUUAAAAAAAUCGAACAAUU